This is a messenger RNA of Nicotiana tabacum (common tobacco), 1409 nucleotides long. Lineage: Eukaryota; Viridiplantae; Streptophyta; Magnoliopsida; Solanales; Solanaceae. The record is from RefSeq and is a predicted model, not a curated record.
GUUAAGAUCAUUUGACUUUUCUCUUCCUUAUUUUUACCAAGUCUUGAGAUAGUAGUUGAAUCAGACGACCUAUUUGACGAUUCUUCCAGCCUGCCAAUUGCCAUUCCACGCACGACUUCAAUUUCUCAACCCGCGUCUUCUUCUUCUUCUUCCUUCCUUCCUCUUUCUCUUCCACCCUUACAAAACCUCCUCCAUAUUAUUCCAAUUCACCAACUUCCGAAAACCCAAAUCCCAUCUCAAAAUGAAUGAUCUAUUUUCAGGAUCUUUCUCUCGUUUCAGAGCUGACGAUCAAUCGGACUCUCACGCCAUAGAAAUGGGAGACAUUACUGGCGGAGUCAAUCUCGACAAAUUCUUCGAAGAUGUUGAAGCCAUUAAAGACGAACUCAAAGGCCUCGAGAAAAUCUAUUCCCAACUCCAAUCUUCCCAUGAAAAAAGCAAGACUCUUCACAACGCUAAAGCCGUUAAAGAUCUAAGAUCCAACAUGGAUAAUGACGUUUCCAUGGCAUUGAAGAAAGCCAAAUUCAUCAAAGUUCGUCUCGAAGCCUUAGACAGAUCAAAUGCAGCGAAUCGAAGCCUCCCUGGAUGUGGACCCGGAAGUUCAUCUGACAGGACGAGAACUUCAGUUGUGAACGGAUUAAGGAAGAAACUUCAAGAGUCAAUGAAUCAGUUCAACGAGCUAAGGCAAAAGAUGGCAUCUGAAUAUAGGGAAACAGUUCAACGACGAUAUUAUACCGUCACAGGAGAAAAUCCUGAUGAAGCAGUUCUUGAUACACUCAUAUCUACAGGUCAAAGUGAGACGUUCUUGCAAAAGGCAAUUCAAGAGCAAGGGAGAGGACAAGUGAUGGAUACAGUUAUGGAAAUUCAAGAAAGGCAUGAAGCUGUGAAGGAAUUGGAGAGGAAUUUGAAAGAAUUGCAUCAAGUAUUCUUGGACAUGGCUGUUUUGGUUGAAAGUCAAGGAGCUCAACUUGAUGAUAUUGAGAGCCAAGUGAAUAGGGCUAAUUCCUUCGUUAGAGGGGGUGCUCAGCAACUGCAAGUGGCAAGGAAGCACCAGAAGAACACUAGAAAAUGGACUUGUUUUGCUAUUAUUCUUCUGCUUAUCAUCAUUUUGGUGGUGGUUCUUUCUAUUCAGCCAUGGAAAAAAUGAGAAUUUGUCUAUGGUCAAAGGUCUUCUGGUGGACCCCUUCAAUGUUUUGAAUAUUCUAAAUUUUUAUAUUUUAUUAUUUUAGCCAUGCUUAUUAUUUUGUGUUAUUUUGGAUUUUUUUUUUGUUUUUAAUGUGGGGAAGAGUAAACUGGAUGGGGGUCCAUGUGCUAUUUAGAGAAAUACUUGGGAGUUCUCUUUUUGUAAUUAUUGCUGUAUUUAGAGUAUAAUUCUUUUUCUAUAUUGUUGGCAGGUUAAUUUGUUUGUUUGA